Molecule: messenger RNA, 1714 nt
Organism: Raphanus sativus (radish)
Lineage: Eukaryota; Viridiplantae; Streptophyta; Magnoliopsida; Brassicales; Brassicaceae
Exons: 7
Coding region: 198-1571 (457 amino acids)
Source: RefSeq, a predicted model, not a curated record
GCAAUUACAUGACCAAACAACAAUUAGCCUGAGAUUAUGGACACACAAAUGGAACAUGAUCCAUAUGGAUGAAGUAUUGUAAAAAUAUGAAGAGAGUUCGGUAGUAUCAAAUUCAAGCGUCAAUUGUGUUUCAGAUCCUGUCCCGAGCUCCAGCCAAUCUUGAAGUCAGUCAGUCACUCACAAAAAAAGAAAAAAAAAUGGUGUCUUUACUAGUUUCUUCUCUUACAUCAUGCUCAAGCCCUGGUCUGGAUAUCCUCUCAUCCCUUGUGUGGACGGCAUCGGCUUCAGCUUCCGGGAAACACCGAUACCGAUCAGCUUCUGUGGUGGUGGCAGUGGCAACAUCUGAAUCAUCUCAGAAACCCACCAAAUUCGUCACCUUUCUCGGCAAAGGCGGCUCCGGCAAGACCACCGCCUCUGUUUUCGCUGCUCAGCAUUACGCAUUGGCUGGGCUCAGCACAUGCCUUGUGGUACAGAGUCAAGACCCUUCUCCUGAUUUCCUCCUUGGAACCAAGAUUGGCACUUCUCCUACUUUACUCAACGACUAUCUCUCUGUUAUCAGGCUGGAAACAACAAAAAUGCUACUAGAACCUCUCAAACAGCUGAAGCAAGCAGAUGCCCGACUUAAUAUGACCCAAGGUGUUCUUGAAGGGGUUGUUGGAGAAGAGCUAGGAGUGCUUCCAGGGAUGGACUCCAUCUUCUCAAUGCUUGAACUCGAGAGGCUUGUUGGUUUCUUCAGGCAAGCAACCCGAAAGAACCACAAGGGAAAGGCUUUUGACGUUAUAGUUUACGAUGGUGUCAGCUCUGAAGAGACUCUUCGGAUGAUAGGUUUAAGCAGUAAAACAAGAUUGUAUGUGAAGUAUCUGAGGAGUCUGGCAGAGAAGACAGAUCUUGGGAGGCUAACAAGUCCUUCCAUUAUGAGAUUUGUUGAUGAGUCAAUGAACAUAAGCGGCAACAAGUCUCCUUUUGAUGGCCAGACAAGUCCUGCCAUGUGGGAUACUUUGGAACGUUUCUUGGAGACUGGUGCUUCUACGUUGAGAGAUGCAGACAGAUUCAAGGGCUUUCUUGUAAUGGAUCCAAACAAUCCCAUGUCUGUUAAAUCCGCAUUACGUUAUUGGGGUUGUACAAUACAAGCAGGAUCUCAUGCUUCUGCUGCUUUUGCUAUAUCUUCUUCGAACCUGACAACUGAGUCUAACAAAAGCACAAAAGAAGAGUUUGUUUCGCUGCCUUUUGCCUCCGCAUCAGUUCCAUUUACUAGGAACGGUCUGGAUUGGGACAAGAUUCUACUGGACCAAGCGAAUUUGAGUGUAAGGGAGCUUCUUUCUGGUACAGUAAGCCAAGGAAGUAGUAGCUUGACACCACCAGUGACGUUUGAUACAGCUAACAAAUCAGUGACUCUGUUCAUGCCAGGGUUUGAAAAAUCAGAAAUCAAACUGUACCAGUACAGAGGAGGCUCUGAGCUAUUGAUAGAAGCUGGAGACCAGAGAAGAGUGAUUCCUUUACCGUCUCAGAUUCAAGGAAAAGUUGGAGGAGCCAAAUUUGUAGACAGAAGUCUCAUCAUCACAAUGCGGUAAAUACAUUAAUUUGUACAACCAGAGACGUGUGUAGUUGUUGUCACCAAAAUCAAUACAAAACUACCAUUUGAAAAGAAAAAAAAAGAACUCAAGAAGUCAAACAUUUGGGACGAUCUUGAGAUGAAUAAACUAGUUUCUCAUUA